This is a messenger RNA of Sardina pilchardus (European sardine), 4321 nucleotides long. RefSeq names its product nuclear GTPase SLIP-GC-like. The transcript is spliced from 19 exons. The coding region runs from base 463 to 2763 and encodes 766 amino acids. The record is from RefSeq and is a predicted model, not a curated record. Gene Ontology annotation, molecular function: GTPase activity. Lineage: Eukaryota; Metazoa; Chordata; Actinopteri; Clupeiformes; Clupeidae.
CAACCCAAAGCACUUCAGCUUUACACACAAAACUGAUGAAACAAACAAAAAAAAAGAUACCGAACGGAGCGGCGUAAUCGCCAGCGUACCCGUGACACCAAGACAGACAACAGUCAAAACCCAAUAAAUAAGAAAACCAGCAAAAUAAGAAAGAAAGUCAAAGAAAGGUCCCAGGGCAUGAUUACGCACAGCGGUCUUUUUACCAGUCCAACCCGGAGGAUUCAACGCUAGCCAGGCAGGCUGAAGAGCACCACAAGUGCAUAACAGUGACAAGUCGUGGGCGAUCCUUCAGAUUAGCAACCCGAUAGAGACAGUUUGCCGUCUGCUUCUAACGUUGGCAUCUAAUCGAGACUCCAGGCAGAGCAUGGCAGCUCGUAGGCCAGCAGCAUCACACGCAGAGUAGGUCCACAGCUGUUCUGCAUUGUUGCCAGUUUACACAUUACCAUCCACGGGAUUUAGGCAAUGGCCUCUGCAAACAUGAAUACCAAAGGUGCGAAAAGAAGCCUUGAAAAUGAGCCAUGUACUUCGCAUGGCCUCACUGCAGGAGGCAAUAAGCGUGUCUGUAACCCUGCAGCCGACAGAGAAACAGAUCAGAGAUCUUUACAUAAAGCAAAACAAGUUAUGUCACAAGUCAUACGCAAACUACACGCAUUUCCUCAUUCUAACGUCAACAAAGAAUUCAUUCAGUACAUUGAGUCGAUGAUUUUAAAGCUUGACGCAACCUCUAAGAAGAAAACCACGGUGGGUGUGUUUGGUAAAUCGGGAGUGGGCAAGAGCUCCUUGAUAAAUACCAUCUUGGGAGAGGAAGACUUGUUGCCAUCAGGAACCAUCACUGCAUGCACCUCAGUCAUUAUUCAAGUAGAGUCCAACACAACUGACUCAAACUACACAGCGGAGAUUGACUUCAUUCCCAAACAGGAGUGGGAAGAGGAGGUUAAAAAACACCUGGAUGCUUUGUCACAAGGCAUAGAGAAUGACGAAGACGAAGACGAAGAUGAAGACACAUUGAGCACAGGUCAGGAGAAAAUCGAAGCCGUUUUUGGGGAAAUUAGACCAAAUGCAACCCUGGGGGAACUGAUGGAUGAACAGAAUUUUGCAGCCAUCCCAGAAUUCCUUGCGUCAUCCAAGAAAACAGUGUCAUGCUCCACGGCUGCUGACCUUUCAGACGAGAUUAACUGCUUCACAAGGUCUGAUGAUUCUAGCCCUGGACAGUACUUCUGGCCACUGGUAAAAACGGUCACCAUCAAGAUACCCUCUGGCAACUGCUUUGACAACAUUACCUUAAUUGAUCUUCCUGGCACUGGAGAUUUCAAUAAAAGCAGAGACGAAAUGUGGAAGAAGUGUUUAAGCAGAUGUUCCACGGUGUGGAUUGUCAAUGAAAUUAACCGGGCUGCGACUGACAAGGAGCCGUGGAAGAUUCUCAGCAGCUGCAUCAAAAACAUGGCACAUGGCGGAGAGUGCAACAGCAUCACUUUCAUCUGCACAAAGACGGAUGACAUCAACCCCACUGGAUACAAGAAGAACUAUAAGUUGAAGGAUGAAGAUCUUGAUGUCACAGCAUCACAGGACUCAGUGGCGUAUCAAAAACAGCUGGAACGAGCCUGUAUUCUCCACCGGAAUGAAAAAGCCAAAGAAAAAGUCAGGGCAAUGUUUUCCAAGCAAACUGAGAUACAGAAUCAUUUCACGUGUGAUGAGGACUUCUUGAAGAUCUUCACAGUUAGCUCCAAGGUUUACGUACAGAAGGAAGAAUGCAUUUUGAAUCAAGAGGACACAGAAAUCCCAAAGCUUUGGAGACUGCUGGAGAAACUUGACAAUAGUUGUCAGAAAGCGUCAGUUAAGGAUUACAUUCAAGGAGCACAUGGUAUUCUGUCCCUAAUUCAAGGAGCCAACAGUAAUGCCUCUGAGACCUUGGAGGUGAAACGUGAUGUUCUCACGGCUCUGGAAAAAAAUCUAUUAGAAGAACUGGACUUCUUGAAGGCAUCCUUCAUGAAACAGUCUGAUUAUCUGGAGUUAUGCCUUUCUGAGGGGGUUAAUGAAUCAGAGAAACUUUCCCUGGAAACUGCUGAUAAAGAUGUGAUAAAAACAAAAAUAAAGGAUGCAAGAGGAUAUCAUCGCACACUCAAGUCUUUGUGUGAGAACAACGGCUUCUGGAGGACAAAAAAUGGAACAAUAAUAGAUCUGAAUGUAUCUAUUGCUACCUAUAUGUACAAACAUGUUAAUGGACAAUUUCAAAAUAUGUUUCCAGUGGACGGAAAACCACACGAAUCAAUUAGAGGGAUGCUGCACAGAUUCAACAUCAUCAGUGAUGACAUCACUGAGCUUUAUGGAGAAUCUCCAGUGUCACUCAACCUGACAUUCAUCAAGACUCAGCAAAACAGACUGAUCUCAAGAAUUGAGGACAACAUUUCCCAAAGGAAAAAGAAAAUAUACACCUCUCUUUAUGAGUCCAUUCUCCUCACAAUGCAACAAGUUUACCCAGAGGCUGCAGAACUACGUGGAAAGAAUUCUCACACUGCAAGGCAGAAGUUGUUGACCGACCACAUUGAGAAAUCAAAGGCAGACAUGUUUACCAGAGCCAAAACAACCAUGUUGGAACUCUUUGAAAACCUUACGGAAUACAUUGAAAAGACUUUGAGAGAAGAGUUGGAUGACAUUGUAACACACGCCCUUACCAUUAAAGAUGGGGUGCCUCUUCCAGAUAUUAGUCGUGAGGUGAAAGAGAUGAAGUCCCUUGCUUCCAGUUUUGUCGACCUUCAGCCGUGAGGAAAUGCAGACCAACAGCAGUGUUUAUUCUCAUGGGUUUCAUUUUCUAUAUAUUUUUAUCCUUAUAUGUGGUCAGUGUUCCUUGUAAAGCGUUUUUUUUUUAUUUUUUUUACCUUAAAGGAACACUUCACCGUUUUUUUCAUAUUAAACUACGUUAUUGCCUUAACUAAGACGAGUUGAUACAUACCUCUCAUGUUUCAAAGCGUGCACUGGCUCUGGCGCACGGCGCGACUUUGAUAGCACUUAGCUAGCCCAGUUCAUUCAUUAGAAUCCAAACAGAGAUGAAGUUAGAAGUGACCAAACACCUCCAUGUUUUCCCUAUUAAAAUACAGUUACACGGGUAGUCACACGACCCGAAGUAUAGUAAGACAAAAUAAAAUGUGGUGCAUUUCUAAGCAGGUAAGAGGGAUAACUAUAUUGUGUGGCGGAAUAACACUUGGGAGCACUUCGACUCGACGCAGUAAUAUCAUCACUCUUGCACUUUCAGUUUCACUUUGGAGUGAGGAUAUUACUGCGCCGAGUCUAAGUGCUCCCAAGUGUUAUUCCGCCACACAAUAUAGAGCCAGUGAGUGCAUGCAUUGAAACAUAAGAGGUGUAUCAACUCGUAAUAUUUUGUUUUUGAACAAAAGUAAUUUUUUUCUCUCAAUCUGACACCUUGUGGAUUAUCUAUUUUAUACCUUUUGUACCUUUUAUUACUAAAAUAAAGUACGCAUCUUUUAUUGGGAUAUGAAAAGCUUCAGCUUAUCCCUUAAUUGAAACAUUUGUCUGAAACAUCCCUGUCUCCAUGACACCAUCAAGCCAGUUCUUCUGUAUUUUGCCACAUGCAUCUUCAACAUCCCUACAAUUGACCAACAGGAAUUAAACUCUAAACAAUAAUGAAUUUAACCACCAAACAUUUGGUAUUCCCCUCGCCCAGCUACCUGAAUAUUAAAACAUUUGAUGCCAAUGAAGAGACCAAGCACACUCCCUUCUAGAGCCAUAAGUAGAGCAGUAGACUUAAUAAAAUAGCAAAUCCAUAUACUGUAGCAUUUCUGUUAUGUUCAAAAAUGUCCAUUCGCAUGGUCCUUUUGUUAGUUUACUCUCAUUUAGUUUACUCUUUUUUCUUUAUUGUUAAAUGCAUUUAAGUACAUCUACAAAUGCCUUGGUAUCAUUCUGUACCAUCACAGUGCUACCAAGUCAGGAUUUUGUUUGUCACAUUUGUAGGCUUGCUACAGGUCAUGGAAUUUUUGGAGUGUCUUGGAUAUUUAAUAACUUCGAAUAACGUCAUGGAACAUCAGGUUUUUUUUUUUUUUUUUUUAAUUAAAGUCAGGAAAUGUCAGGGAAUUUUGUUGUAGCCAUUUCAAUUUCAACUUGCCAAAAAUGAAAUAAAACAAACAUAUUUCAAAACAGCUUGUGUUUAUUUAGUUUUUUUUUUUAUAGGCACCAUUCGUUAUAUUAUAUAUUUUUUGGUUCUUCCUUUUUUUUUAAAAUUAAAGUCAGGAAAUGUCAGGGAAUUUUGUUGUAGCCAUUUCAAUUUCAACUUGCCAAAAAUGAAAUAAAACAAACAUAUUUCAAAACA